AUGGCGCCGAUCGUUGCGUUGAAAAGCGACGCUCGUGUCGAUACAUAUGAAGAACUAACCUCGAAGAGAACUCACAUCCGGGCGAGAGUAACCGUUCACUGCAAGACAGUGGCGGAGUGGAAAAAGUCAACCAAUGACCCAUCGAUGGAAGACAUCCUGUUCGAGGAUCGAACGCUGUCUGAUCUCCAGGGUCGACUAAACCAUCUCAACGAGCUGAUAAGUGCGCUCAUGAAGACCCCACAGACAGCGGAUGAGCAGAAGCAGCGUGACGAGUGGAACGAGAGGUGCAUCGAGUACGAAGAAAAAACAUCUCGGGCUCUCAGUGUGGUGGAAGUCUUCAGAGAGAGAAUCAGGGCCAGGGAGCGUGGAAGAGCGGCUAGUAUGGCGAACUCGUCGACGACCGAGGGCUCGGCGCAAAUGGUGCUCACCAAAGACAUUGUCGUGAAGAAGGAGAAGAAAAUUCCGAGUUUCUCUGGCGAUGCCAAAAAGUUCCAAGAGUGGUACGGACUAUUCGAGUCAGCCGUCAGUGAUCGUGUCAACAAACUUGAUAAGUUCGAGAAACUGAAAAGUUGUCUGUCCGGGAACGCGUUGAAGGCCAUCGCUCAUCUACAACUGAAGGAGGAACUCUACGACACAGCGCUGUCAAUCAUCAAGGAAGAAUACGGAAGUGUGUUUUCGGCACAGUACGCGUACGCCGCUGAUAUCAUCAAGACCUGCUCAACGAAGAACUUCAGGAUCCCAGAUAAGUGGCACGUAGUGGUUCCGUCUCUAUCACAAAGCAUCAAAGCUCUUCAAUCUUCUCUCGAGGGUGGUUUCGCUGGGGCCGCGAUCAUGAUUUUGCCAAUGGUCUUGGAUAACCUACCGAGCUCAGUCAGGGAUUCGUUUCUCCGAGUUCACGAGGUGUCGGAGACCGACGAGGCGGUUAAACAGUUGGAAGCUCUCCUCAAGUUUCUAGCAAAGAGAGUAGGAUCAGGAGAUCACUCAUGCAUCUUCUGUAAUCUAAAUAAUCACUCGUCUGCCAAGUGUAAGAAAGUCUUGACUAACUACGAGAGGGCAGACACCGUGCGGAAUGCAAACGCGUGCGCGAAGUGCCUCCGGAGGAAUCACACAGCUGCAAAAUGCAGGAUAAAGACUAAGUGCAAGCACUGCAGCGGUGCGCACCAUUCGUUGCUCUGCGUAAAAGAGUGUAGUUCGAACGAUGGUCAGACGUCAACGAUGAUGAAUGUCACCGUAUUGGCAACCGGAACGGUCGCUCCCGAACCAGAAGGUAUCGCCAAUGUGACGCACCGGAUUUCAAAAAGUUCCAACCUCGCUACUGGCUACGCCAAUGUCGUCACGGAGAAGGGAUUCCGUCUGCGUAGAUUAAUGAUAGACAGCGGAAGUCAAAGGUCGUACGUAACGAACCGCUUAGCGAAAGCUCUCAAAGCUACAGUGGUCAAUAGGGAGCAACUCAUCAAUCACACGCUCGGUGGACGAGCGUCAGAAGUUAGGGAAUAUCUGUGUUAUAGGAUCAAUCUCACGAGCAGAUUUGCUCCUCAAGAAUCCAUUCCCGUCGAAUGCCUUGGCAUUCCAGUGAUCACGGACUCAAUCUUCCCUCCAGCUGAGCGGCUGGGCGGAAUCAGCGAAUUCGCAGAUCUCGUUGAGGAUCCCGAAUUCAAGGAGAUUGACAUCCUCCUCGGCACAGAUGACCUGGGUCAAAUAUGGCUCAACGAGUCGCGGUCGGAGGGACGGCUGAUGGCACUGAAACAAGACUCGGUGGUUCGACCUUCGGAGAAAGGCGCCGCUCAACUGAGCUACUUGGGGUCGAACCGCCAGCAGAAACGAAACUGCAGCAGAGAUGCAAGCCUGGAUGAGUUGUUCAAGGCAAACAUCUCGAGGAACAAAGAUGGGAGAUAUCGACUUAAGCUCAUCUUCAACGAAAAUCUCCAGUCGCUAGGCGACAAUGAAAAGAUUGCUAUCAACAGAUUGAACUCGCUCAUUUCGCGGAGUUCCAAAGAAGUUCUCGAGGCGAUCGACGAAGAGAUGGAGAAAUACAUCAAGGAGGGCUAUGCCGAGCUGGCUCCGAAACGGAAGCCGGGAGAAUUCGUGCAUUAUCUACCACUCCAGGUGGUCAAGAAACCCGACCAAGGGUCACCUAGGGGCUUCAAGUUGAGGAUUGUCAAGGAUGCAGGUUGUCGUUCGAAGGAUCUGGCUUCAUUAAACGACGUUCUGAUAACAGGAUACAACCUACUCCAGAACAUUCUCCUCGUGCUCACGAAAUUUCGAGAGUCUCCCAUUGCCGUCGUGGCGGAUGUGGAGAAAGCAUAUCAUCAGUUUGAAAUCGAUCGAUCACACCGAACGUUCCUCAGAUACUACUAUCGGCCCGGAGUCUCAAGAAACGCCGGAGCUCCUAUCAAGGAGUUCUGGUCGAAAAGAUUGGAUUUCGGGACUUCCGCUAGCCCAUGGUUAUACCAAGCAGGCCUCAAAUUCCAUCUGGAUGGCGAGAAGACUCGUCGGCCGUCUGAGACUGAGUUCAUCAAUGAGCUGCAGUUCUCAUGUUACAUGGAUGAUUUGAGUUUCGGUAGUGUUAACCAAGAGACAGCAUUAACAAAGAUACAACGAUGCGUCGAAAUUUUCCGAAGCGGGCACUUCCCGCUGAAGAAAUGGGCUACCAAUUCGGAAGAAGUGGCGGAAGGAAUGAGGCAAGCGUUCUCCGAUGAGACAGUGUCGAUUCGGAGCGCCGAACCAGACUUUCGAUUCCUGGGGAUACGCUGGUGUCAGGUUACGGACGCACUUGGUGUUUUCGUAACCAACGCCAACAGAUGUUUCAACGAUGCGAAACCGAGCAAGCGUUCGCUGCUCUCAGGGUUGGCUCAAAUCUACGAUCCUCUCGGAAUAAUCUGUCCGAUUUCGAUACAUGCCAGAGUGCUGUUUCAAAUGAUGUGGCAGGACAAAGUUCAAUGGGACGAUCGUCUCAACGCAAAACAUCGUGAGCUCUACGGAGAGUUCGUUCGGCAGCUCAAGUCUGCGGAUCGAAUCCUCGUUAGCCGAACAAACGCGAGGAUCGACAGACUCCCCAGGCGGACAGAAAUCCACGCGUUCUCUGAUGCGUCGAAAGUCGCUUACGGGGCGGUCAUAUAUCUCAAGGAGUUCUUCCAGGACGGCGAUCCGGAAAUCAAGUUCCUCAUGGCGAAAGCGAAGGUUGCGCCGAACAAGGCCAAUUGGAAUAUCCAUCGUUUGGAGCUGAUGGCAGCUCUAGUCAGCUGUCGCCUGGUUGAGAAGCUCAGACCGGCACUCGGAAACACAGUCAAAAGGAUCACCGAGAUCCAGAGGUUCUCAACGCCGGAUCAGUGGCGCUAUGUGGCCACGAAGUCCAACCCGGCUGAUUUGCUCAGCAGAGGCAACUCACUGGAGUCGAGGGAAAGUGUCGAGUUCUGGUUGAAUGGACCUUCGUGGCUAAAAGAGCAAAAGUUGCCGGACCCGAUCCGCAUUGGCAAAGAAGAAUUCGCGGAGGCAAUAGCAGAGGCAAAGCAUGGCAACGUCGCAGAAACAGACAUCCUGCAUGUCACGGCUUUGCCAAAGGUGUCGUCGUCUCUGCUCAAGGAGAAGCACUUUUCAUCGUGGCCGAAAGCGGUGAGAUCGCUGGCUUACGUCAGGAGGGUUUUCCAGAAAGCUCGCAAGAGGGAUUUGUCUAUGGACAUUCCCGUUCAGGUCGAGGAAUAUCUUGACGCAGAGAGAGCACUUAUAAGGAAUCUACAGCAAAUGGAUUUCCCGACAGAAGUCGCCAGUGGAGGGAGAAAGCUACCGAAAACGAGCAAGCUUUAUCUCUACAAUCCGAUGGUCGAUGAACAUGGAAUCCUACGUUGUAAGUCAGGAUUGAUCAAGUCCGGUGAUCUGUCGUUCGGUGAAAAAUAUCCGAUAAUCCUCGAUGGGCGGAACUAUUUCACGAAGUUGCUCAUAGCGUGGAUUCACAAAUCAAAAUGUCUCCAUUCACCAGGAAUCACCACCAAUCUUCAUCAUAUCCGUGCGGAAUACCUCAUUCUGAGGGAGCGCUUG
Messenger RNA from Galendromus occidentalis (western predatory mite), 4035 nucleotides. RefSeq lists its product as uncharacterized. The transcript has 4 exons. Lineage: Eukaryota; Metazoa; Arthropoda; Arachnida; Mesostigmata; Phytoseiidae. The annotation marks the transcript as partial. The record is from RefSeq and is a predicted model, not a curated record.